This is a messenger RNA of Acanthaster planci (crown-of-thorns starfish), 2134 nucleotides long. Its product is annotated as multicopper oxidase 3-like. Gene Ontology annotation, biological process: iron ion transport. The record is from RefSeq and is a predicted model, not a curated record. Gene Ontology annotation, cellular component: plasma membrane. Gene Ontology annotation, molecular function: oxidoreductase activity; copper ion binding. NCBI's taxonomy places the organism in Eukaryota, Metazoa, Echinodermata, Asteroidea, Valvatida, Acanthasteridae.
AUGAUUCCAUUGAAGUUUACUGACGAUAAUGCGUCAACCCAUGAGUGUCUACGCACCUGCGAGUGGCCUCCUCGGCCGCGCACCUGUCGAUAUGAGUUCACUUUAGAGUGGUAUCACACCAUCUCCACUGCGUGCUUCGAUUGCCCUUUCAACGUUUCUGAUUGUUAUCGACCAAACUGCAUAGCCAUCAAUGGGGAGAAGCGAGCUGUAUCUGUUGUUAAUCGGCAGUUUCCGGGACCGAGCAUACAGGUUUGUGAAUGGGACACCAUUGAAGUCAAAGUCGAGAACAACUUGGUGGGCAGUGAAGGCGUGACAAUCCAUUGGCAUGGUUUGCAUCAACGUGGGACACCUCACAUGGACGGUACACCGCUCAUCACCCAGUGUCCUAUCUCAUUCAGAUCCAGCUUCACCUACCGAUUCCAAGCACUGAUGCCUGGUACCUACUUCUGGCAUGCUCAUAGUAUUCUUAGGGCAGACGGUAUCGUAGGUUCACUCGUCAUUCGACAGGCAGCUCCAAGAGAUAUUCACAGUAGUUUGUACGACCACGAUCUGCCGGAACACGUCAUUAUCAUGCAAGAUUGGGUCAACCAACUAUACGUGGAAAGAUUCGCCAGGCUCGCCUUUCACGACAUACAACAGGAACCAGAUUCUCUGCUGUUCAACGGCAGAGGGCGGUAUUUCAAGUUCAAAGGCACAUACUAUAACAAAACCGUCUAUACUCCCCGACAUCUUAUUCACGUAAAGCAAGGCGAGAGAUACCGAUUCCGUGGCAUCAGUAACACUGUCAUGACAUGCGCCUUCGAGGUGUCCAUUGAUGGACACAACAUGACCGUCAUCGCGAGCGAUGGUGCUCCUGUUGAACCGCUCGAAGUGGGCGCCUUUGGCAUAACUAGUGGGGAAAGGUACGAUUUUGUCCUUGACGCCAAGGCUGAUGUUGGCAAGUAUUGGAUGCGGUUAUCAGGUCAGGAUGCAUGUAAAGACAUGCACGAGUUAGCUCUGGUGGUGUAUGAGGGAGCCGAAGACCACCCCGAUCCAGAGGAAGAACCAGAUUAUUCCACUCGCUCCGGAAUACUUUUAAACCCGUAUAACAUGAAGGGUACUGCAAACAUUCUGAAUAUCAAUCAACUAAAUGCCACAGGGCAAGAUUCCAGCAAAGACACAAUCCCAGAGGCUGAUGUUGUCUACUACAUUGCUCUCAACAAAAAGUUGGUGAUCAAUUCCUCUGCUGUGAAUGAGCACAGCAAACCGACCAUCUUCGGCCAGCUGUAUGCGCAACUCAACCACAUCACGUUCAGACCCCCAUCAAGACCACUUCUCACACAGUCUCACGAGAUCCUGGAGCACGAAUUCUGCAACUAUGAAAGUGUUAUGGCCCAUCAGGAACGUUGUACGAAGCAGCAGUGCGAAUGCACGCACACCUUACAAAUUAAUAUGGGACAGGUGGUAGAGUUAGUGUUAGUCGACGAUGCUAGAACCUACGCCCAGGCGCACCCUAUGCACCUUCAUGGCUACAGCUACCACGUCCUGGCAUUUGAUGUACUUGGCAACUCGACUACCAUCGAAAAGGUCAUUCAGCUGGACAAAGCAGGGAAAAUUCAUCGCCGGACCGUGAAUACACCAAUCAAAGACACCGUAAAUGUACCGGUCGGAGGUUAUGUUGUUGUGCGCUUCGUGGCAGACAACCCCGGCUGGUGGCUGUUUCACUGUCAUUCGGAGCCGCAUUUAUCAGCGGGAAUGUCCAUGGUUAUCCACGUUGGUACAGAUAACGAUCUACCGCCAAUCCCUCGCGAUCUACCCCGAUGUGGUGGUGACUGGUAUCCCAAAGACACAUGAAACAGUUGGAUCCAAAACUGAUAAUAAGGCCAUUGCCGCGUUUCAAUUAAAAUUCUCUCGCAAUACCCAUCUGGUUCUCAGAGAGGUCUUUAAAUAAGCCUGAAAUUAAUUUAAAUUCUAAUACACGUAUUUAGGCAAUGGAGUCUCUGACAUUAAUUUAAUUUCUAAUAUUUAGGCAGUGGAGUUUCAUUGCUGCAAAAGUGAAGAAAAAUGCGACAUUGGUGCGAAGCCUACCCACCUAUGUUUGUUCUGCUAAUUGUGUCAUUGUUAAUAAAUACGACGCACAUCCUAAAAUCAUCAA